AAAUCAAAAAUCAAAAUCCCUAAUUCCCAAAUUACUUUGAAUUCUCUCUGAUCCACUCAGCUCCCGUUGAACCCAACGGACGCAUUUUCGUCGUCUUUCAAGUGUUCGUUCUCACUCAACGAGCAUUUAGAAGCCGAGAAGUUCUGAAAUGGAUGAGUUAUUAACUCCAAACCCUAAGCAAAAGCCUGCGUCGAUGGCGACUCGAAUCCAGGCUCCGACGAGUCCCUUCUUCUUAGGAUCUAACGAUGACAGGCUGGAACGGGAACAAGCUCGCGCCGCCAGAGCUGCUGCAAGCCGUCGUAGGUCUGUCAUUUUCGCUCGUGGCCCGCAGCCUGAGCAGGAGUCAGAUCCGUGUUUUGACAAACAGCAAAUUCUCGAGUUGUUUCAGAACUGUAUCAAAUUGGCCAGUGAAAACAAAAUCAAUCAAAAGAAUACGUGGGAGUUGAAUUUGAUCGACCAUCUUUGUGAGAUUAUCAAAGUAGAAGAUGAGAGCAAUGCAGAGACCAAUUUUCAGAAGGCAAGUUGCACUCUUGAAGCUGGAGUUAAGAUUUACUCAAUGAGGGUAGACUCAGUUCAUUCAGAGGCUUACAAGGUCUUGGGUGGAAUUACUCGUGCUGGCCAAGAUGACAGCAGAGAUAACGAGGAUGCUGCUGGUGCUGUUGGAAAUGAGACUAACCAAAAGAAACAGACAGAGAAAAAGAUGUCGCCUUUAUCCACAUUGGAACCAUCCUUUGAUGCCCUUAACGUGAAGAAGUUCGAUGUGGCAUUCGCAGUGGAUCCCCUUUAUCAUCAAACUUCAGCACAGUUCGAUGAAGGUGGAGCGAAGGGUCUACUGCUUAACAACUUAGGAGUCUAUGGAGGAUGCCAAGUUCUAUUUGAUUCACAAGAAAUCCCUGGAAAGCUUGUUUCGUUUGCAAAUCAGCAUGAUAAAUCAGAAACAAUUGAUCUAUCCUUUGCUAAAGAAUGUGUGGAGCAAAUGGUGCUAAACAUGCGACAGAAGGAUGAGAUUGUACCUUCUCUUCAGGAUAUAAUCAAUCAAUUUGAUGAAGAAAACCAAAGACAACCUGAUACGUUUUCUUGUGGUCAGACGACCGAGUCAUUUGAUAUUUCACAUACUAAUGAAGCUAGCUAUGCCGACGAUGAAGAAGGCUAUGAUAACUUUGGAACUUCUUUUGAUUAUGAGGGUCAGUCUGGUAACGUUGAUGAAAACUUUGGCUUUAAUGAGGCAGAAGCAACAUACUCAAAUUUUCACGAGGAAGUUGAACCAGCCUCACUGCAAGACAUGGAUUCAGAUGACAGAUUGGAGAAUGUUGAUGACUAUCUCUUCUUGUCGUUGGGAAUAACAUCUAAGCAAAAUUCUUGGGCCGGUCCUGAUCACUGGAAAUAUCGGAAAACGAAAGGUCCAGAUGAUCAUCCUACUUCAGAAAACAAAUCUUCUCCACCGGCAAAGAAAACCAGGAAGAAAAAGCAAGCAGAGCCUGAACUAGAUUUUACAAAAGCUUUGGAGGAAGAAAUGCCUGAUAUUUUUGCCCCUCCAAAAAACCCAAAGUCUUUACUUCUCCCAGCAAGUAGAACUCUUUGUCAGACAAAGCUUCCAGAGGAUUGCCAUUAUCAGCCCGAGAAUCUAAUUAAGCUAUUUCUACUACCGAAUGUCAUGUGCCUCGGGAGGAGAAAAAGAAAAUGCUCAGUUGAAACUUCAAGGCAGCAGUUUGAUGAUAAUGAACAUGCGGAAUCCUGGGGAAAUGAUAACGCAUAUGAUGAUGGCCCAUUUGAUAAUGGAAAUGAUCAAAGUGAUGCAGAAGAUACCAACUCAUUAAUCUCUCAGCCACGCCAGGUCAACAAAAUUGAGGUCCAAUACGAUAAAGCUUCAAAACAAGUUGAUGUCCAAGUGCUAAAGGAAACUCUUUGGGAGUGUCUUCAGGAAUCUCCUCAACAACCAAUUCAGGAUGAGGAACACCAACAAGGACCACUUGAAAGUAGAUCUUUCAAAGAGCUACUGGCUAGCUUUCCUGAUGAUUGCCAAGCGGCUGGUUCUACCCAAGACAUCUCACCACAUCUAUGUUUCAUCUGUCUGCUGCAUUUAGCGAAUGAGCACAAUCUCAGUCUCGUUGGCUCUCAAGCCUUGGAUGAUCUAACAAUACACCUUGCCUGAGUGAAGAGCGACCACGAAGAGCAGUCAAGUGUUUCAAGAGCUCCUUGAGCUCAAUGCUAAACGUAAGAAGUUUUUGGUGUAUUUAAAUGUAAUGACUUUUUUUUUCUGGUAGAAGUUCAAAAUGUAAUGACUUGAUUGUGUGUAGUAAGUUUGUUCAAAAUCCAUUAAUCCUUUGUUGUUUUGGUACAA
Molecule: messenger RNA, 2341 nt
Organism: Capsella rubella
Lineage: Eukaryota; Viridiplantae; Streptophyta; Magnoliopsida; Brassicales; Brassicaceae
Product: condensin complex subunit 2
Exons: 13
Coding region: 149-2152 (667 amino acids)
Biological process (GO): mitotic chromosome condensation
Cellular component (GO): condensin complex
Molecular function (GO): chromatin binding
Source: RefSeq, a predicted model, not a curated record